AUGCGUGACGCGAGUGCCUCAGGGCCGAGUCGCAGGGGCGGCGGCGGCGGCGGCGGCGGGAGGGGCGGGCGCGGAUCGAGACAAGCAUCUUCGGUGAAUAUUGAUAGCCCGUACCUAGAAAAGGGGGCAAAUCCAUCCAGUAUGCUGACUCGAACUGAGCAGAUGAUGGUCGACAAUGAGCGGGCCAACGGCGGUGGUCCCCGAGCUAGAGAUCGUGCCAACCCCAUGGGUGGUCGUCCGUCGAGAGGCAGGUCAAAUGCCACGAGCGAUGUAAACGUGAGAGGUCAGGCGUUUGGAAUUCGCGGCGCAGCUGUCAGAGGGAAAGGCAAUCCUCCUCCCGUGGCAGAACUGAUCUCGGGAGGAAAGGGCAAGGGGAGAGUUCCGGGGGGUGGGGUAGGAGGGGCAGGAGGAGCCAUCGGCGCAGCGCCGUCCCAGCAGACGACCGGACGGACAAUCGCUCUCAUGAAACGGUUCUUGCAGUCGCGUUGGGAUCCAGCUGCGCUCUUUCUCAACCUCGAGAACAUGGCAACAGACCCAAUCCUGGCCGAGGAGGGCUUGAAGCCCCCAGGUACCCCCGGGGCACACAAAGAUAUCAACCGCGCUCUCUUUAAGCUCUGCAAGGAGUUGUUCCCAAAUGUGACAACUGUGUCGUUGGCGAAGAAUGACUUCAAAACUUUGAUUCCAAUCGCGACGAUGCCCGAGUUCCUGCCUGACAUCAAGAAUUUGUCACUCGAAUCCAAUGACAUCAAGUGGACCCGGGAUCUGGCUUUCCACGUCGGCAAAUUCAGGUCGGCAAACACUCGUUUCAACCAACUUAAUGAGCUGGUCUUGAACGGCAAUCCGGUCCACGACAAUGCUGUCGCCGCUGGAAACGAGGAAGGUUAUCGGGCCGAGGUUCUUGCUCGCUUCCCUCAGCUGCGCAUGCUAGACAAGAAGCCCGUGUCGGAGCAGGAACACAACUUCGCUAGCUUGCCGGGAAAGGGACAAGGAAAGGAAAAAGGAGGCGCCAGUAGCGGAGCCGCAAGUGCAAAGGUCGAAGUCAGGGACUUCCCGGUGGCCAUCCGACCAGGAUUCGCAAUGGACGAGGCUGUCAAUGGUGUCAUUGCCGCAUUUCUCUCGAAGUAUUUUGAGUUCUUCGACCGAAAUAGAGAUUCGCUUCGGGCUGCCUAUUCCGCCAAUGCGACCUUCUCUCUCGUCAUUGUUCGAAGUGUGCCCCCUCGAGCAAAGCACGCUGGCUACAUCCAUACGAUGCCCCGCCAGCGAGACCUCAAUUGGCGCAACUACAAAGACGUGACCGACCACAACAUCAUGCAGCUGGGCACUCGCUCUGCUUCCAAAGGCUUUCCUCGAGGACCUGGAGCGAUCCUGGCGACCUUCAAUAAAUUUCCAAAGACGACCCACCCGCUGACGGACCCUUCCAAGUUCGUCGUCGAUGGCUGGAUUGUUCCCAACGCUGCCGUCAAUGCGACCCUGUCAAUGGUCUCGCCUAACGACCGAUCGUCUGGCGCUGCUCAGGUCGAGAAACCACAGGACAUCCUCUUCAUCUCUGUUCAUGGCGAAUUCGCCGAAGCGCCGAGCCAGGGCGUGCGAUCUUUUGACCGGACUUUUGUCGUAGCUCCAGCGCCACCUGGCUCCAUGGCCGCCAAUCUGGGCUGGCCGUGCGUGAUCAUCACGGAUCAAUUGACCAUCCGAAACUACGCCGGCAAGGAUGCCUGGUCGCCUCAAGCUCAGCAAUGCACACCUGCAGGUGCACCUGCACAGCAAGGGGUCCCGGCAGCAACGUCUCAACCAGCGCAGCAAGGCCAAGCGCCAGCACCUGGACUUGCUCCUGAGCAGCACUCUUUGGCCGUGGAGCUGGCAGCUAGGACCAAGCUCAAGUAUAGCUUUGCGGUCCAGUGCCUCGCCGACAACCAGUGGAAUCCCCAAUUGGCAAUGCAGCGCUUCGAAGAACUCCGCGCCUCGAUACCCGCAGAGGCCUUUGAUCCUUGAUCUUCGAUCGUCUGGGCCUUGAAACCCUAAACCACCCCUCCUGCUCCUCCUCUUUCAGAACUAUCUCCACAUCAAUGUAACAACAAAUCCACCGUCUCUGUCUCUCGCCUCUCUAGGUUGCACAUAGAAAUCUAAAUGACUGCGCCUUUUAGCUCCC
Molecule: messenger RNA, 2146 nt
Organism: Acaromyces ingoldii
Lineage: Eukaryota; Fungi; Basidiomycota; Exobasidiomycetes; Exobasidiales; Cryptobasidiaceae
Product: NTF2-like protein
Exons: 5
Coding region: 1-1989 (662 amino acids)
Biological process (GO): poly(A)+ mRNA export from nucleus
Cellular component (GO): nucleus
Molecular function (GO): RNA binding; protein binding
Source: RefSeq, a predicted model, not a curated record